Molecule: messenger RNA, 1254 nt
Organism: Geodia barretti
Lineage: Eukaryota; Metazoa; Porifera; Demospongiae; Tetractinellida; Geodiidae
Source: the annotation of a GenBank genome assembly
AUGUACUACCCAUCAUUGGAACAGGUCAGGGAGCUGGCGAAGGAAGGGAACCUGAUCCCCGUCUACCGGGAGAUCAGCGCGGACCUUGAGACGCCGGUCACCGCCUACAUGAAGGUGGCGCGGAAGCCGUACUCCUUCCUGCUCGAGAGCAUCGAGGGCGGAGAGCGGCUGGCGCGCUACAGCUUCAUCGGCACGGAGCCGUCGAAGGUGAUCCGCACGGGGCCGGGCCAGCCGGACGGCGAGGUGGACCCGCUGCGGCUCGUUGAGCAGGCGCUGGGGCGGUUCAAGGUGGUGUCCAUCCCCGGCCUGCCCCGAUUUCACGGCGGGCACGUGGGGUUCCUCGCCUACGACGCCGUCCACUACUUCGAGCCGCGGGUGCCCCCGCCCGCCAGCAACCCCCUCGACCUGCCGGAGUCAACCUUCAUGCUGGCCGACACGCUGCUGGUCUUCGACCACCUGCGGCAGAAGAUCCAGGUGGUGAGCCACGCGCACAUCCGGGGCAACAACGUCGACGCCGCCUACGAGGAGUACGACGAGAUCGUCCGGCGGUCGCGGGACUACAUCAUCGCCGGGGACAUCAUCCAGGUGGUGCCGUCGCAGCGGCUGGAGCGGCCCACGGACGCCGCGCCCCUCGACCUCGACGUCGCGAUGCGGUCCUCGCGGGGCACGAACCCGUCGCCGUACAUGUACCUGCUGGAGCUGGACGACUUCCACAUCAUCGGGGCGUCGCCGGAGCUGCUGGUGCGCGUCGAGGACGGGCUGGUGCUCAACUUCCCGCUGGCGGGCACCCGCGCCACGCGGCCGGACCCGCAAUCAGGAGGAGACGAGGCGCUGGCCGAGGAGCUGCGCACCAACGAGAAGGAGCGCGCCGAGCACAUCAUGCUCGUGGACCUGGGCCGCAACGACGUGGGCCGCGUCGCCAUCCCGGGCACGGUGGAGGUCCAUGACCUGAUGCGCGGGGUCAAGUACUCGCACUCGCCUGUCGCCGACGGUGCCCACGGGCAUGGAGAUCACUGCGGAGCGGAGGGCCGAGGCUCGCGAGUACAGCGGCGGGCCGUCGGCGGUACUCAGCUUCUCCGCACAUGGACACGGCACCUCCACCUUCGCACCAUGGUGCUGAAGGACGGCGUGGCCUACAUCCAGGCGGGCGGCGGCAUCGUCUACGACAGCGAGCCGGAGGCGGAGUUCCAGGAAACGCUGCAGAAGGCGGGGGCGCUGCUGACCGCCAUCAACCUGGCGGAGGAACAGUCAUGA